GGUAAAUAAAAAGAUAAUUGGGCGUGAGAAAAAAUUAUGUUCCCAGCGGCAAACGCUCAAGGUAGGGACGAAAGUCACGAUGCGAGGGGGAGGGGAGGGAAAGGGGGGGGCAUACAGCCGCAAAAGUGCAGAUCAAAUGACUCAAUGACAGGAGGAACAUUCAACAAGUGAAAGUCGAGAACAACAGAAUUCGCACGUGAGCAGAGAGAACAAAUCAGAUAUAACGGUGAAGGGGAAGAAAAAGUCAAAUUAUGGUGUAUCAAAAAGAGCAAAAGGAGGAAAUGUGAAAUGUAUGGGAGAGAUAGAGGAGAGAAACAUGAUGGCAACAUCUAAUGUUCAGGAUGAUAUGUUAUCAGAAGAAGAGAUCAAACAAUUGUAUCGUCGUUCUCUGUUGAGCUUAUCAGUUGACGUCUGGGGACUUUUACCUCUUCAGCCAAUUCCAAGUGCAUUCGGAGCGUGUAUGCGUGAAAAUGUCGGGAACAGGUCAGAUGGUUCACAACAAGCCUGUGAACAUGUCCACGCUCUAAGGGUCAAUGACGAGCAUACAAUGACUGCGGAGAACCAAGUGUCAUGCAACAUGGAGUAUCACCCAGAGCAUACAACUCAGAAGUUGAGGAUGUCAUCAAGCGUCUCAUUGAAUGAUAUACCAGAGAAGGUGGAAGAUCAUAUGAAUGACAAUGGGAAGGUGUCGAAAAUGGUGGAUGAUAAUUAUCUUCAAACGGAAGCAGAGAUGGUGACCGUCGACAUGACAAAUGAUGAGAAGAUGAUAAAUGAUAUUGAAAGAAGGGUGCAAAACGAGACAAGUGGAGAAAUGAACCUGGGAAGUACGAGUCUUGCAACGAGUGAUGGUGAGAAGUUUGAAGGCGAAAAUGUGCAAGACACUGAUUCCGAUAUGAAGAUGAUGAAACGAUUGCUUCGCUGUAUGACGAAGACUUUUUGUUUGACACGUGCAGGAGACGUGGAAAUGUACCCGUCGCCAUCUGCUUUCGUUGAUGUAUUCUUGGAAUUCGUUGGGACGCUUCGUGCAGACGUUCGACGUGCAGUUGAUCGAUUGGUUAAAUCGAAAGGAAUUGCGACAAUUACUGGUAUGGGUUCGAGGGAGUUGACGAACGUCAGAGGCGAGAUUGCUUAUAACAUUGUUCGAGGGUUUUGGAGUGGUCUGGGACUUCCGUAUCCGUGUGGUAGUUCAGUAGACCACCUAAAGAUGAAACGGGACGAGAUGAGGAAGAAAAUGAUGGAAGACUCUUCUUGGAGAGUGAGAGGUAGUGAGCCAUGGGGUGCAGAAAAGUUCAAGAACGUAAUUGACGAGGUACUGUACAGAGACUACAAGGAACUGAAGCGAAGAGGUUACACACUUCAACAACUGGCUUUUGCUCACAUGGUGCUUGAUUGCGAUAUGAACAACAAGAGUCGUCCUGCACGAACUGCUCAAGCUACACAAGAGAUGAGGCGGAUCGAAGAGGUUAUCAUCACGACACACAAAACGAGAGUCGGCAAGCUUUUUGUCAAUGUGAUUCCUUUAGACAGAGAGAAGCAAGUCGUAGAGAUCGCGAGAAGAAUUUCGGAAAGACAAGACGUUUUGGGACGUAAAGGAAAAAAUGAAGUGUUGAGAAUGAAAGAUGAUCACAAGUUUUUAAGUAUAGUUGACACCAACGAUGUUCUAAAUGUCGAUGUCGAUGAUAUGCAUAACAAGUCUGGUGGCGAUGACGCACAAGCAGGACAAAACACCAUUCAUUUGCAAGAUCACGAUACUCGUGAUGAUGAUAUCUCUCUUGCCGCUCAGUCUCCCACAAGCAAGACAGCGGACAAAGGUCGUGAGUAGGUAGAGUGUUAAGUUAUUGCGCAUAGGAAUU
Messenger RNA from Chara braunii, 1853 nucleotides. NCBI's taxonomy places the organism in Eukaryota, Viridiplantae, Streptophyta, Charophyceae, Charales, Characeae. The record is from the annotation of a GenBank genome assembly.